AUGCUCGCGUCCUCCCAACUGCCGAUUUGCCUGUUCUUCUACCUUUUUGGGAUUCGGCGGAGCACACUCGAAGCACGACACACCAAGCCGCCCGUGGUGACGACGCAUCCUACAAGUCAACCUGAGGACAGUGUGAGCAUUUUAGAGUCUGCUGCAACCAAAUGUCGCCGCCUAGACCACUAUACUGAAUCUGAGGAUGUCCGACAAAACACCUUGCAGCGAGUUUCAUCAGAAAACUCUGCUCGUAUCGACGUGGACAAUCGCGACCAUUGCAGCUGUCGCAAGCCAACUAACUCGGCUAUGCUGGUGGUUGGUGGUGGCAAUUGUGUUUGUAGUGGUGGUGAGCGUGGUGGCAGUGCACGAAAGCUAAAACUGCCCCCCAUGCACACGGCGCUGUCCCAACGCCAAACGGAUUUCAGCCCUGGCCAAAUGUACGGAGUAGAAAGAGUUGAAACUGCUGCCAAUGAUUGACCAGAUGAGGCCUCGUCUCGCCGCCAAACAGUUCCGCCCCGCGCAGUCCACGCGGGAGGACAAAACUCGAUGCGUUCUACUCGAGUCUGAGUUUGAAACCCGGAAGUUUUCCCAUUAAGUGACGGGUGUUGAGACGCGUGUGGUGUCAAAGCUCGCAGAUCGUCAAUCACGGUCCGCUCUCAUGGGGUCAGUCAAAAGGCAGAAAGACUGGCCCGAGACAUCGGCCCUUAGACAUGCCAGGGCUUGAGAUAGGACAUCAGCAUCAAGCGUGAUAUAAUCGAAAAGAACAUCUUUCACCAAGUCGUCGUCACCAACUCCACAUUGAUUU
Molecule: messenger RNA, 799 nt
Organism: Microdochium trichocladiopsis
Lineage: Eukaryota; Fungi; Ascomycota; Sordariomycetes; Xylariales; Microdochiaceae
Exons: 2
Coding region: 1-471 (156 amino acids)
Source: RefSeq, a predicted model, not a curated record